GUUUUUGAAUCGGAGCGGCAGUAUGGCGGAACACAGACAGUGAGCUGUUGUUGUUAUUAUUUAUUGACGCACUGAGGCGGAGUACAGUCAGCCGGUUACUUACUUCUCAACGUCAAAACCGACAUACACGAGACAAAGAAAGGACUGCGGGUUUUAAUCUUCAAACAAAUCAACUUUUAAUUCACUAAACGGCUGUUAAAUAACCCAACACCGACAGGUCAGUUUUCGCAAAUAUGUAUUUUAAAUGCAAGUGGGCAGGUUGUUGACCUCUGUGAGCUCAUUAUUAUAGAAAGAUGAUUCAAUUUGUGGACUGAAAUGCAUAUUUUAGACUUUUAAAUUAUGGAUUUAUCAAAAGGAGAGGUCACAUCAUCUUUUAAUAAAACCAAAGAAAUAAACAAAACCUACACGAUCUCAGCACUCACAACAAACGGGGAAAACGCAUUCAAAAUACCAUCCAAACUCACUCUUCAGAGAAAAACCAGCAGAAAUCAUCAUGACGAAACCACACAGGAGAACCCAAAGCGCCUCACCCUUCAGAGGAGAACCAGAACAGGCUCUUUGAACAGAACCAAAGUCCUCACUGAACCCAACCCAGCACCAAAAGAGACUCAAGACACCAUUAAAACACCUGCAAAAACCUCAUGGGGUGCUCAGAAAGCCACCCAGGAGGAGAACAAAACAGUUUCGACACCAACAAGAAGAACCCAGUUUGAGAAGCUGAGCGUCAAGAGGGACGUUUUUGAGAAACUGGCUGGUAAAGAUGCAUCUAAACCCACAUUUCCAAAGCCAGGAUCUGCCAGAGGAGCGAAGCCUCCUCAGAUGAGCAGUGAAAGUGGGAGAUCUGCAGGUGAGAAGCUUCUGGUUGGUGGUUUAAAUAGGCACAUGACUCCUGCAUCACAGCCAGCACAGGUGAGGAGACCUGCAGGCCUGAUGAGCUCCAGCACACCUCAUGGAGGAAGAAGAGUUGAAGGACACACUCCUGCUGAAGGCUUGAGCAAAAUGAGUGAAUUACAAACUCAAGAGCUGAAGAUGGAGAACAGCGCAGUCACGGUUGCUGUACGUGUAAGACCUUUCAGCUCCAGGGAGAAGAUUGAAAAAGCCUGUCAGGUGAUCUUCAUGGAAAACCAGGACACUUUAGUGCAACAUCCGGAUACCAAACAAACCCACAAAUUCACCUUUGACUUCUCCUUCUGCUCUAUCAAUGAAGCGGAUGCAAGUUUUUCCAGUCAGCAGCUGAUUUAUGAAAAACUGGCUCGACCUUUGCUUGAAAGAGCAUUUGAGGGAUUUAAUACCUGUCUCUUUGCAUAUGGACAAACAGGGUCUGGAAAGUCUUACACGAUGAUGGGUUUUGGUGAAGAAACUGGAGUUAUUCCCAGAUUCUGUGAGGAGCUUUUUUCAAGAUUGGCCAGAUCUGAAACCAAAGAGAUGUCUUGUCAUCUGGAGAUGAGUUACUUUGAGGUCUACAAUGAGAAGAUCCAUGACUUGCUGGUGGCCAAGGAUGAACAAAACCAGAAGAAAAUGCCUCUGCGUGUUAGAGAACAUCCUGUUUACGGGCCUUAUGUUGCAGAUCUGUCCACUAAUGUCGUCUCAUCCUACUCCGACAUUAAGACUUGGCUUGAAUUGGGUAACAAACAGAGAGCCACAGCCGCCACUGGCAUGAACGAUAAAAGCUCCAGAUCACACUCUGUUUUCACUCUGGUCAUGACACAAACCAAAACGGAGUUUGUGGAGGAAGAGGAACACGAUCACUGCAUCACCAGCCGAAUAAACCUGGUAGAUUUGGCGGGAAGUGAGCGCUGUACUUCAGCCCAGACCAGCGGAGACCGGCUCAGGGAGGGAGCAAGUAUCAACAAGUCUCUGCUAACCCUGGGAAAGGUGAUCUCGUCGCUCUCUGAACAAUCUCAGAGCAGAAAGAAAGUCUUCACUCCAUACAGGGAGUCCGUGCUCACAUGGUUACUGAAGGAAAGCCUUGGUGGAAACUCUAAAACGGCCAUGAUUGCCACAUUGAGCCCUGCGGCCAGUAACAUGGAGGAGAGUCUGAGCACCCUGCGCUACGCCCAGCAGGCCCGCAUGAUCAUUAACAUCGCUAAAGUCAACGAAGACACCAAUGCCAAACUGAUCCGAGAUCUGAAGGCUGAGGUGGAGAAGCUGCGAGCAGCUCAGAUGAGCUCUCAGGGAGUCGAGCCGGAGAAGAUGAGACUCUUUCAGCAAGAGAUUGCAGCGCUCAAGAACAAACUCUGCCAACAGGAGCAUGAAAUGGCUGAAGCUCACAGAACAUGGAAGGAAAAACUAGAAGAGGCUGAGAGGAGGAAACGAGAGGAAGCCAAAGAGCUUCAGCGUGCCGGCGUCACCUUUAAAGUGGAUAAUCGGCUGCCUAACCUUGUGAACCUGAAUGAGGAUCCGCAGCUGUCAGAGAUGCUGCUGUACAUGAUUAAAGAGGGCCAAACCAAGGUCGGCAAGCUCAAGUCUGAGUCGGCACACGACAUCCAGCUGUCUGGAGCACUCAUCGCCGAUCAGCACUGUGUCAUCUCCAGUGUGAAAGGAACUGUCAGCAUUAAACCAAUGCCAAACGCCAAGACCUUUGUGAAUGGACAUCUUGUUUCCGAGUGCACCGUUCUCCACCAUGGAGACCGUGUGAUUCUUGGAGGAGAUCAUUACUUUCGGUUUAACCACCCUGCGGAGGUUCAGAGUGGGAAACGAGCAUCCUGCUGGAGCAGUGGAGACGGUCACAAGGACUUUGAGUUUGCCAAAAAUGAGCUGCUGUCGGCCCAGAGAGCUCAACUGGAAGCUGAGAUCCAGGAGGCUCGCUUGAAGGCCAAGGAGGAGAUGAUGCAGGGCAUUCAGGUGGCUAAAGAGAUGGCACAGAAAGAGUUGAGCGAGCAGAAGAGUCUGUACGAGAUCAAGAUCAGAGCUCUGGAGAGAGAGUUGAAGGAGGAGAGUGAAAGGAAAAGAGAACAGGAGCUGCAUAAACAGAGAGCCGCCAGUCAGAUUGAGCAGCUGCAGUCUGUAAAAACUCUACUGGAGAAGGAAGUCAGCAGCCAUAAGAGACGUCUGCAGAUGGAGGCUCAGGCCACUAGACAGGCGAUGGCUGAUCAUGAUGUCCGGCAUGCUAAAAUUGUAGCAGCUCUUGAGGCCGAAAAGAGGAAGAUUGCCGAAGAUUUGGCUCAGAUUGAAAUGAAACGUGCUCUCAAAGUCACUCAAACCCCUAAAAUGGCUAUUCCGCAAUGGGACGCCAUGAAGCUGUCUUUGAUGAUUGAAGAAGCAAACAAAAUCAGCGGCAAACUCAGAAAACACACAGUCUUCAGCAGACACGAGGCUGCUGAUAAAGAGGUGGAGGGUGGAGACGCUCAACUGCAGGUCCAGGUUCAGAACACCAAACUGGGCAUUUCCACCUUCUGGAGUCUGGAGAAGUUCCAGAGCAACCUGGCGGCCAUGAGGGAAAUCGAGCAGGGGGAAAGCGCUUCUAAAGAUGACGACGUGUUUUACGACCCUAAUGAUGAGUGGGAACCAGACCUAUCGGCCUCUUCCUCAACCUCGUCUUUCUCUCGAAGAAGGAGUAGAAGUUUGCUAAAGAGCAGAAGAAUUUCUGGGCGUCUCUAUGAGAUCCGCGUUCACCCCAUUCAAAGUCUACACUGCACUCCCUCACAGUCCACUGGUCUGAUGAACAAGCCACCCUCUCUGCACUCCAGCACCUCUGACUCCGCCCUCCCAGGCAUUUGCAAAGAUCUGAUUGGCUCUGCUGUUGCUCGUCUGCGCUCCUGCCAAUCAGCUGACGAGAGUGAAAGCUUGGCCGACAAACUGACCCUAGACCUGCUGUCAGUUCACAGAGCUGUGAGGGCCAUCACAGACCUCUAUGAGGACCUAGAUGACGACAGUGAGGAGAACUUGUUUGCCUGCAGUACUGAAGCCCAGACUCAUCUAGUGAAGGCCACGUCAGCUGUUGAAAGGGCCGUGUUCAUUACGAUGCACUGGGUCUCCAGCAUUACAUUCGGCUCUAUUACUGUGUCUCAGAGAGCCGAGGAGCUCAAGAUGGAGGUCAAGAAAAUCGGAGGAUACCUGCAGUUACUCAUUCAGGGCUGUGACUCUGAAAUCUCCUCCAUGGUGACAGAGGCCCGGAAGAGGGUUGCCGAAUGUAUGAAUGCAGUUUUUAAAACCAUCGGUUUUCUGGCUGCAGUGAACGGCACUGAUCUUCAUUUGAAUGAACAAAAUUCAGAAAUCAUAGACAAUAGAUCAAUUGUGGAUUGCUUGCAGGAUGGGAUGCGACAAAGUGUGAAAGAUCUUCUCUCUGUUGGUCUGCUGGUCACUGAGGAGAUGCUUCAAGUUUCUCACACGGGAUCAACGCUUCAGAUUUCUAAAUGGAUGGAUGUGGCCCGCUCUCUCCAGAACUACCUUCGCUGCUGUUUGUCGAAGAGCUCAGACUCCUCUGAGAAUCAUUGUGUAGAUUAUGAAAGCUCAAACUUGUAUGACAUUCAAAGCACCACUACCAAACUCCUCAAGCUGAACCAGGCUAUCAAAGAUCUGCAUUCGUCUCUGUCUCGGUUUCUGAAGGGUAGGAGAAGCGACACUUCCCUCAGUGAAGCGAUACAGUCUUCAUCCCAGACGAUUGAUAAAAUCAUCAGCAGCCUUCCUCAUGAAAUAACAGGACGUUCAGAUGGUCUUCAGCUUCAGGAUGACGUUCAAUCAGCGCUCCAGGCUUUGCUAGCAGUGUUUUCUAACAGCACCGAUGAAAUUCAGAAGCCGACCACAGACAGACACUUUGUUCAAUCAGGUUACAGCAGCAGAAAUCGAACCGUCCCUAAAGUUGUGUAUUCUCUUUCCUCAGGCAUUAGCACAUGCUCCAGAGACGCCCGAUGGGUGUGAUUUAGUUAAGUAUAUAAUGAUUUUUGGCAUAACUGCAAAAUUGUUAUGUAUAUUCUGUUGUUUACUGCACUCAUACUGGUCUACCAUUGUUUGCCUACAAAUUUUGUCUGAUUUCUUUGAUGGAUUUUAAUGAAGGGCUUAAUGGUACAGCUUAUGAAAAGAGGUUUCUGUGUAUUUUGUAUUAUCAAGCAUUAUCAAAGCAUUAUAAAAGCUAAAUGAGAAAACACUUCACUUUCUGGAUAUAUUUUGCACUUGAAACUUUUGCACAGGCUUUGUCACAGCUGUUUUUCUACACAUGGAGAUGUGAGUUUUAGCAUUUGUAGCAGCAUGUACUCUGGAUCAUGUAAUUGUUUGAUAAUAAUUUAUACUUUCAGUAAUAAACACUCACUUGGAACGAGG
Danio rerio (zebrafish) is the source of this 5259-nucleotide messenger RNA. Lineage: Eukaryota; Metazoa; Chordata; Actinopteri; Cypriniformes; Danionidae. The record is from RefSeq and is a predicted model, not a curated record.